CUCGAGGUGGUCUCUCGUCCGUGGUCGGGUUGGCGUUAGUUCAACGUUCAAGUGCAAUGCGCCGGCACAUCGCAGGAGUCAGUGUCGGUGCGAGGUUGCGCCGUCGCCACACUCGCGCCCCCACGCGGCCUACAUUUUAAAUUCGUCGUUCGACUAACUGAGUACGAUCUAGCACACAAAUUGUUCUUUGAGAAAAAGAGAAUUGUGACUUAGUGUACGUGUGUUUUUGAACAGUUAAAUGUUGAUCGUCGUUAUUUGUUGGAUAUUAUUUUAAGAGAAUGCAAUCCAAGUGAUAUGUGGCUAUGGACUUGCAUCUUACACGUGUAGCGACAUAACAUUGUGGUAAUGAGAGAGUAGUAGAAGAAGGCAAGAUGCACACGAUGGACACUAUGGGCACGAUGUACGGCCACAAGAAGUACCGGCCGCCGAUAUCGCCUACCAGCUUUUAUCAUCACGACUAUUACUCCCGACACGCAACACUAAGACCUCAAUCUGUAUUACAGAGCGAGUAUCGGUUCGCGGGCGGGGGCUACCCGCGCGUGCCGGUCAGCGGAGCAGGGAGAGACGCGCGGGGCGGGGGACUGUGCUCCGCGGCGCUUGUGGCUGGCGCGUUGCUGGCCGCCGUGGCCGUGCUUGCAGUCGCCGCGCUCGCCUUCUACAUGGGCGCCCUCAGACCUGACAACGGGGAACCAAUUAUGACAUUCGAGGGUAACUUCCGUGUGACGCGGGGUGACGUGUACGGGGGCGUGCCCGGCAGCCCCGCGUGGAACGAGCGCGCGCGCCGCUACAGCGUGGGGCUACGGCAGGCCCUUGCCGCGCCCUCGCCCCUGCGACAGGCCUUCGUCGGUGCUAUGGUCACCGGCUUCGGGGAUCGGAAACUAGAUGUACACUUCAGAAUAUACUUGGAUAGAAGAAAAAUACCGAGUUCUGUAUCGAACAUAGAAGAUUCUCUAAAGAAUAUUAUAGUUCAGGAUUUGUUAUCAAAACAACCUUCAUUUGGUCAAAUAAAAAUAGAUAUAAAUAGCAUAGCGAUUAAAAGAGACUUGAAACACACUUAUCAUUCAGAGUCCCAAGUAAUGGAAGCCUUAAAUGAAACUUUAGCAAGUUAUCAACCUAAACAAUUAUCGAACCAAAACGGCAGUGAUAAGACCCUCCAAAGCAGGAUAGGUGUUGUCCGGAAGACUACCGUUAAGCCCAACCAAUCUUCAAAGAAAAGAGAUCCAGAUGAACCUGAUAUAGAUACCGAAAACAUUCCAGUAGUACAAGGUUCCUUUCAAAUAACAAAAACAGAAGCAGACAUAACAGAGAAUAAACAUAGCAACCUACCACCAAAGCGUGAUGAAAAACCCAGUCACAAACCACUACCGGUAAAAUCAACUACAACAACUAAAGCACCUACCACAAAAGUAACAACAACACAACAACCAACUACUAAGACAACCACGGUUUCUUCUACAUCUAAACUGAAGCCUUUUACUAUAAUGUCUAAUCUAGGUAUAAAAACAAGAACGUCUUCGACACAAAAACCAGAAACAAGUUUUAAAACUACUAAAAGACCUCCAACCAGAUCUACGACAACAUCGACAACAACUUCAACUACCACUCUACAAACUACUACGGCGAAUGUUUCGCAAAUAUUAUUCGACCUUCUAACGAAUGAUAAUCACGACAAAGAUUUACCAAAGAUUGAUACAUUAUUUACAGUACCACAUGUCAUUGACAAUGAACCUUGGCGUCCGAUCACAAGACCAUAUUACGAAACAACAACAAGUAAACAUACGACUCAAGGUACAGAAACUGUAACUGAACCUACUGCGAAAGAUCGAAUUGGAGUAGCCGAAGUUGUUGAAGAUAUUUCAAUGCUAGAAAGCAUGUUAACUCCGAAUCCACCGACACAUUACACAGAGAAAACAACUAGAAGACCAUCUGGUUUAUACAAUAUUGAUCCAAAUUUAGCGGCAGACAUUUAUGUCCCUAGCCCAGUCUAUACUAGUUUUACUUUACCGAAGUUUGCACCACCACUAAAAGAUUUGGAAACGCUCGGAUCAAUGUACCCUAAACCUUUUCCUUUGCCUGUAGACAAAAUUAGUGACGUUAAACAGAAUAUGAAAGAAACGAAUUUAGACGAUGCCGAUGAUGGGAAACCAAUAAUGCGACCACCUAAAGAGAAAACGACUUCUACGAUGAUAAAUGUUUUACGACCGGGCCCGCAAGAUAGUACAGAAAGCAAUAGUACAGAAAGAGUUUCGAUUGACGGUACAUCAAUAUUAAAGAAGAAUAAUAUAACGACCUCCAGCAGCACUUCUACUACUUCUACGACUACCUCUACUGUACCAACUUCGACAGUAACCUCUACAACGAGUGCUAAAUCUCAAAUUACUACUGUUAAUGCGACGAUUUCGACAGAUAAGCACAUUACUAAAGAAAAUACUACUCGUCGUCCUAACGAUAAAGUUUCAAUUAUUCCAACAACAGAUGUUCCAUAUCAUACUUGGGAGUUAGUAAAUACAUCUACAAACGAAAAUGAUACUUUUUCUAAAAAUUCUCCAGAAAAAUUUUACAACGAUACUUUACAAGCGAUUAUAACAAGAAAUGAUGCUACUUUCCCCAACACAACACCGAAAUUCCCAAGUAAGAUUUCAGUAUUAAGAAAUUUAACAGACCUUAUCAAGAAAUAUACACAAAGCACAAAGAAACCAGUAACUACAUUGCCUACAUCGUCAACUCCGGUAAUUGAUAAAGUAGUUGUUGACGAUAGUGAUGAUAACGAACCUAUUGAAAUUAGGGGAUCAGUUGAGGUAAUUCCUGAGGAAGAGAUUGAGAGUACUACAGCAAGAGUGAUAACUUUAAUGCCUGUUAAAUCAAAUUUAGGCGUAAAUAGACCUUUAAGACCUAGACCAAAGAUAAAAAAUGAACCACCAGUUGUGAAAGAAAACUUGCGUAGUUUUUUUAAUAAUGCAGUUCAAGCACAAAAACUAAUUGAAGAAUUAAAUACAGAGAAUUACAUACCUGCUUUUAAUCAAACAAGCGUCGAUGAUGACAGCUUAGAAAUAACAACUUCUGCAGAUAAUGAUGCAUACGAAACAGUCAACCAUGAAGUGAUCGCAAGUAUGCCUGAUCACAUAAAUAAUGGUGCCCACGUCCCAGUUACUAGUAAUAGAUUUCCUAAAUCUAGUAGUGAUUUACUGCCAUCAACUCUAAGUGAUGAAUAUUUUUCUCCGGACAAGUUUUACAGUAGCGAUAAAACUAUUCCUGAGGGAACAUACAGAGUGUCGUAUCACGUAACCGGAAGUGUCAGCAGUAAGCAAGCAAACAAAACCCAAAACCUACCAGCGUAUGAGCUGGCUCUAGAACCUGAUGUCGUUUUAGAAAUCCCUAUAAAUCAAUCAAACACCCUAACAUUUGAUAAAUUGAAACAAUUAGCAAGUCUAGCUACAAUUACGGAUUACAGUAACAGCAGUUUAUUUCGUCGUCCCGGAAGUGUGAUAUCCACUAAAGCCAUACCCUCAAGUUAUACACUUAAUCAAGCCGGAUUUAAAAUAUUGACGAAAACCUACCAUAAAACACAACCUUCAAAACAAGAGGAUAAUAGUUUUAAUAUACCAGAAAAAACGCACAGCAAACCAUUCAAGCCACAGAAGGAAAAAGAAGUACUAAAUGCUGUUGAAGAAGAAGAUUGCAGUAAUACCACAUCAUUUCGUUGUGCAAGUGGUCUUUGCUUGCCGAACACGUCCAGAUGCAAUCGCCUCAUGGAUUGCCCGGGCGGGGAAGACGAGCGAGCUUGUUCCUGCGCCGACUAUUUGCGCGCAGAUUUUGCUCAAGCAAAGAUCUGUGACGGGGUAGUAGACUGCUGGGAUUACUCGGAUGAAAAUAAAUGUGAGUGGUGUAACGAAAACCAAUAUGUUUGCUCCAAUGCACGACAGUGUAUUGAUAUGUCGCGAGUUUGUGAUGGAACACCAGACUGCCCUCUCGGUGAUGAUGAAAAAACUUGCGUAGCUCUAUCCGAUGAAAUAGAAAAUAAUGAAGUUGUACCAUAUAAUGAAGAAGGGUUCGUGAUGGUACGAAAACGUGGUGAAUGGGGUCGCUUGUGUGUGGAGAACUUUGCGGAUGUUGUAGCUGAAGCUCAUAGUUCCUUGCAACUACCAGAUCUUGGUAGAGCAAUAUGUCGCGCCAUGACUUUCGGUGGUUCGAGAUGGUCGCGUGAAGCGCGUGAGGGUCGCGGCAUCAGUACCGCGGGGUACUGGGAGGUGUGGCACAACGCGGCGGCGCGCGCUGCCGACACCAGGCUGACGUUCCGGCGCGCCGAGUGCCCGCGACGCCGCGCGCUGCGCGUGCGCUGCCAGGACCUCGCUUGUGGCGUUAGGCCCCAUGCUGACGUGCAACAACCUAGGCGUGUAACUGACGAGCGCGUGCGGUGGGGCAGGGUGGUGGGCGGCGGCGGCGCGGCGGCGGGCGCCUGGCCCUGGCAAGCGGCGCUAUACCGGGACGGCGACUUCCAGUGCGGAGCCACGCUCAUCGCCGACCAGUGGCUGCUCUCCGCCAGCCAUUGCUUCUACCAAGCAACGGAAGCGCACUGGGUGGCGCGACUGGGAGCUCUGAGACGCGGGGCGUGGCCGCGCGGGCCGUGGGAGCGCGUGGCGCGCGUGCGCCAGCUGGUGCUGCACCCGCGGUACGCAGCCCGCGGUUUCCGCAACGACAUCGCGCUACUGCGCGUGGACCGGCUGCAGCUGCACGCGCGCCUGCGCCCCGCCUGCCUGCCGCCGCUGCGCGCGCCCCCGCCCGCCGGCACGCACUGCAGCGUCGUCGGUUGGGGACAGCUGUACGAACAUGAGCGGGUCUUUCCGGACACGCUGCAAGAAGUGGAGUUGCCGGUGAUAUCGACGGCGGAGUGUCGGCGGCGCACGCGUCUGCUGCCGCUCUACCGCGUCACUGAAGACAUGUUCUGCGCGGGCUACGAGCGCGGCGGCCGCGACGCCUGUCUCGGAGACUCCGGCGGACCUCUCAUGUGCCAGGAGGAUGGCAAAUGGUACAUUUACGGCGUGACGAGCAACGGGUACGGAUGUGCGCGCGCGAAUCGCCCCGGCGUCUACACCAAAGUCUCUAAUUACAUCGAGUGGAUCGACAGCGUUAUAGAAAAGUACACGCCGCGCAACAAGAACGACACAUACAACGAAGACGACGAUAAUAAAUCAAACGAAGACUUCUAUGCCGACUUGGAGACAGCAGAGAACAGAAGGCGCGCGUACUUCGAUACGUGUAAAGGUUUUAGAUGUCCACUAGGGGAAUGUCUGCCUACAUCCAGUGUAUGCAACGGCUUUCUAGAAUGUUCCGAUGGUAGCGACGAAUCCAAUUGCCACGAAGCUGCACUUAACAGUUCUAGUAUCGACCCUGAUUGAUUGUGGAAGAAAAGCGACUCUUUGUCAUUUUUAGUAUAGUCGAUGUAAAGAGCAAGUUGUAAUGUAUAAGCCAGUACUUAAAUGUAGAAUAUUUUCAUUGAUUUCGACUGAUUUGCAUUGUAAGUAGCGUUAAGUUAUAUUCCGACUAAAGCUACAGUCUCUGAUCACUUAUCUUCCAAGUAGUAAAAGUCUAAAAAACCACUUAAGCCAUACAAAAUGUGGGCAUUGUAUAUAUAGUUUGUAAAUUAGCCCAGAAUCUUUAUAUUUUACUGUUAAAAGCCUAUUUAAAACCUAUUUAUUGCAUUACAUGGAUAACCUUUUCCGUUUGAGCGAUUCCCAUUCAAAUGGACGACGUCAUCCAUGAACUAAAUAAAAUGAUUCUUUUAA
Messenger RNA from Papilio polytes (common Mormon), 5783 nucleotides. RefSeq lists its product as uncharacterized. Gene Ontology annotation, biological process: proteolysis. NCBI's taxonomy places the organism in Eukaryota, Metazoa, Arthropoda, Insecta, Lepidoptera, Papilionidae. Gene Ontology annotation, cellular component: membrane. Bases 372 to 5396 code for a protein of 1674 amino acids. The transcript has 13 exons. Gene Ontology annotation, molecular function: protein binding; serine-type endopeptidase activity. The record is from RefSeq and is a predicted model, not a curated record.